AGUUUAUGUUACUGCAUUUCCUUACCCAAUAGUGAAUAACAUUCCAAUUCCAAUAUUCCGAAAUCCAUUACCGGUCUGGGUUUGACUUUGGGGACACUUCUGUUCAUUGACCGACUUUGGAAACUUUUCCAACCUUAUAUAUAAACAGCCAGCCCCAGAUAUUUUUACUACUCACAAUUAAAUCCGCAAUUCCCAAAUUUCCCAAAAAUCUUUUCAAUCACCUCCGAACACCGCUUUCAAAACCCUCGCAGCCACCGCCGGCGACCUUAAAAUAUGUCGGCAGCAGUUAGAAAGGCGAACCAGAGGCUCCCGCCGGAGGUUAAUAGGGUUCUCUACGUCCGAAACCUCCCGUUCAACAUUACGAGCGAAGAGAUGUACGAUAUAUUCGGCAAGUUUGGGGCUAUCAGACAAAUCCGAAUUGGCACCAAUAAGGAUACUCGCGGCACCGCCUUCGUUGUUUACGAAGACAUCUACGAUGCCAAGAACGCGGUGGAUCAUCUGUCUGGGUUUAAUGUUGCCAAUCGCUAUCUGAUUGUGCUGUAUUAUCAGCAGGCCAAGAUGAGCAAGAAGUUUGAUCAGAAGAAGCAAGAAGCUGAGCUUGCCAAGAUGGAGGAGAAGUAUGGUGUUGGGGCCGCCGCUUCUAAAGAUAAGUAAUUUGAUGGACUUGAGGGAAAAUUGGGGGCAAGCUUGUAGUUUUUGUAGCUGUGGUUUUUAACUUUGCUGUAACCUGAGUCCAGUGGACGCUUUUCAAUUGUGAUGUAGUGUUGGCUCGGUAUACUACUUAUACAGUUGCUGUUAAUUUUCGCUCUUCGUGACAACUUUCUUGAUAUAACUUCCAGAUGGAUUUUGUUGCGUUGUAUUUUUGGGUUAUUUUUUAUGCUUGAAUCUAGACAAAUAUUUGUGAAGGAAGUUUUGUUGUUAAGGGGGCUACUUGUUUUAUCUCUGGGUGGGUGAUUAGGUGUUGGAUAGUUUGGUAUAAGUGGAAGAUUCUGCGUCAAGUACUUAAUUGCAAUGUGGUUGAUAUCCUAAGAUUGUUCACUGUUUGCUGUUUCCACAGCAUAAUCAACCGAAAAGAAUGGAAAAAGAACUGUAGAUAAUUGUCACUAGUGUGAAACCUUAUGCAAGUAAGCUAUCAUUAAAGUUUGUUUUGUUUUGUUCAGCUUUACAAUGCUUCUCUUUAGUAGGCGUUUUGUUCCUUGUAGUAUUUCAUAUUAUGGAUGUAUGCUAGAUGUUUUCUAACUGUUUGAAAGUUUCUGGAUACUUGGAAUAUACAUAUUGCGAAACUAUUUUGAGCUUUAGGGCUCGAAGAAUGACUCCAGUACUUAGGAUUGAUCUUGAUUUGGGUAAAAAGGGUCUGUUCUCAACUAGGAAGAAGUAGCUUAUGGGGAUCUGGAGGGGUUGUUUAUCAUUUUCCUUCUGUUGUUAGAUAAAGGAGCAAGCUCUUGAAGUCAUUUGGUUGCUUAAAUUUAGUAGCUGAACUGUGUUUGAUUUUGUGCCCAUGUUUAAAGGAGCUCUUGCUAUCCGAAUCUGAUUUGAUUUCCCUAUGGCUUAAACCAAUUGUUCGAAAUUAUUCGAUUAAUUUAAUUUUUAGGGUCAGUGAUUAGGGUAAAAGAGGUUCUUCAUUUGCCUUCUGUUGUUAGAGAAAGGAGGAAGCUCUUGAAGUCAUUUGGUUGCUUAAUUUUAGUAGCUGAACUGUGUUUGAUUUUGUGUCCAUGUUUAAAGGAACUCUUGCUAUCCGAAUCUGAUAAGAUUUUCCCUAUGGCUUAAAACAAUUGUUCAAAAUUGUUCGAUUAAUUUAAUUUUUAGGGUCUGUGAUUAGGGUAUAAGAGGUUCUUACUGUUGGGGCAACACAAGUUAGAGAACGAUAAUGAAAUAUGUGAAGUAGGUAAGGGAAGUUUUUAUGAGAAACGAUGGAUAUUGUCUAGGUGCUGGAACUGUAUUUGUUUCUGUUGUUGGAAGCUUUUCUUGAAAUUUGGUCAUGGGGUUUUCAAUGGAGAUGGGUAUGUAUUUAAUGUUCAAAAGUCGCCACUUAGCCUUGGACAACAUCCAAUGUUCCCAAAAUUUGUUGUAAGAAUGUAAUGUUAAGUUGUGAACGAAAUAUCAAGAUUAUGUAUGGACUUAAUCAAUGCUGAGGAAUCACUGUCAACAAUGAUCUAGAUGAUCUGGUUAUUAGAUGUAUUUGGUUGCUGCUUCCUUCUGUAUUCUGGUACCUUGAAUUAAGUGUGUUGGCCUCAUACAUCUAUUUGAACUCUUUGUCGACACAGCUUUCAUUACUCUGAGCCUGGGAUACGAGAUCUUUGUACACUUUAUGAAGGUUGUAAAUAAGACAUGUACAAUAUCUAGAUUGAGCCAAUCAGCAACGGCAACAAUAGUUCCUGAAUCAAACCAGAAAACAGUAUUUGGUUUCUUUCCUAAGAUGAAGGUAGAAACUAAAACACAUACUCUCCUGUUAAUCACCUGAUUCUAAGAUCUUUAUAACAUAAUUCUUUCGAAAGCCCAAAGACAAGGGUAACAGACACUGUUUAAACUCGCGCUGUUUAAAAUCAGGCAAGACAUUAUCUAAAUUGUGCCUCCAACGCUGGACAAGAUCUCUGUGAUUGAAUCUGAGGAUCAAUAAGAAAAGAAAACCUCGCGCUGCUUUCACCUUUCGGUUUUCCUGAAUUGUAUUGUUUCUAAAUCCUUGCCCUUUUCGCACUUUAAUUUUGUUUGGCUGCUGACCUUGAGUUUACUGGCAAUGGCAUUGUCAAGUUUGAUUAUUCAUCGAUUGGCUUCCUUCUUUAAAGGGCAUUGUCCUCUGUGACUAUACCCCGAGUUAAAGCUUCUGACAUGCCAUAUCCAUCUCCGUCUCAAUAUGAAUCUGCCGUUGCAGUUCAGAUGACUGAUUAUCGCCUUCGCAAAAUGAAAGAAUGCCUAUCUCAUGAAGGAACAAGAGGAUGUUUCUAUUGAUCAUUGAAGCU
Messenger RNA from Oldenlandia corymbosa var. corymbosa, 2957 nucleotides. The record is from the annotation of a GenBank genome assembly. Lineage: Eukaryota; Viridiplantae; Streptophyta; Magnoliopsida; Gentianales; Rubiaceae.